AUGACAGAAAUGAAAAGACAAUGUAACACGAUCAUGAGGCACACACUUGACAAACCCCCAACCUCUGCCACCAAGAUAACUUUAAGGCCAUCCAGAAACGAAAUUGUUUCCAAUGACGCAAUUGUUUUUUAUCAUCAAAAGCGUCGUUACUUUACAUUGUCAGAGAAAAAGCAGGGUAGGGUCUUCGUAGAGUACACGAUAGGCCAGUUGAACACCAACACUUAUAAAAAGUAUGAAAUUCGGGCACUGACUCUUGAGAGUACCGCAGCAAAUGAGAUGGAGUGGCGGAUCUCGGGGUGCAAUGUCAACCCGUUGAGAACGCUUUUUGAGUUAAAACCAUCAACUCAUCUUCUCAUGGCUGCAACAAGGAAGAAACUCCUGAUCAUCAACGGGUCAUCAUUUGUUAAACAAAAUGCUGCUGAUCACGUUGAAAAUGGUAGCUGA
Molecule: messenger RNA, 444 nt
Organism: Helobdella robusta
Lineage: Eukaryota; Metazoa; Annelida; Clitellata; Rhynchobdellida; Glossiphoniidae
Exons: 7
Coding region: 1-444 (147 amino acids)
Source: RefSeq, a predicted model, not a curated record